Lathyrus sativus (Indian pea) is the source of this 246-nucleotide messenger RNA. Lineage: Eukaryota; Viridiplantae; Streptophyta; Magnoliopsida; Fabales; Fabaceae. The record is from the annotation of a GenBank genome assembly.
AUGGAAUAUUUUCGUUACUAUCGUAGUUGGAUGUAUGAUAGAACGUUACGAGGCAGACGUGGACUUAUACCAAAUUUUGAGGAAGGAGUUAAGGGGUUUAUCAUGUGGGCAUUUGCACAAGAAUGUUGUCGACGCGAAGGAGGAGUAAAAUGUUCUUGUCUUAAAUGUGAAUGUAGACCUAUAAUUAGUGACCCUGAGGAAGUAGAACGUCAUUUGAAGAGGAAAGAUUUCAUUAAAAAUUAUUGA